UGGAGGCAGCAUGGGAGGGGAGACAACACGGUACAUGAAGGUUGGAUGCCUUCUGGACUUCAUUGAUGUGUUCACUGCCAUCAGAACUAACCCAUAGAAGUAGUCAAAAAAUACUACAUAAACAAUCAAUCAUCUUGGUCAUUACAGUUGGCAGAGCACUGCUGUAAUCAGCAAGGCUUAAUCCCUUGUUUUAUUCAAUUCCUCAGUUUUCAAAUUAUCUUUUUUAUUUUUUGUGAAAGGUGGCUAGCAGGCUGAGAGGCAAGAAGGUAAAAGGGUUGUGAGAUUUGAUGUUUGCUAUUUUAUCCAUUGCAAAAUAAAAAUACAGUAUUGCCGAAGUAGUAGGUGUGGACAUUAAGAAGUUGGCACUUGGAAACAAGACAGGAGGUUGCUUCUGUAACAUCUCCAGGGCUGCCAGUCCCUCACUAUCCUGGCUGCCUAUAUGUCAUUCCAGUUAAGGACAUACUGGGGCUCAGUGCCUGCUUCGUGCCUGUGUUUGUCAUGGUAACAUGUCUGUCCUGACCUGUAUCUCUGACUCUACCUAUGGAUGUUUCCCCAGAAGAGCAGGCUGGGGCUGCUGUGUCUGGCUCCCUGAAAUGUACUGUCAUCGAGGUGAUAGGGGACAAAACAAAGCAACAGCCGUGUUUCCUUAGCUCUAGCAGUAAAAGUUAGAGGGAGCCAAAAUUUUAGUAUUUAUGGCCAGCGGAAAAUAGUAAUUGAUCAGGAAAAGUUCAGUCUGCUGUCACUCUUGAUCACAUAGCUCUUCUUGAUCACAGAACUAUCUGGGAUGUUCUCCAAAUGGUACUUGAACCCUGCUGAGAUAACUUAUUUUUUCCUAUCAAAGGCUGAAUGAAAAUAUCAAAUCUGUUGUAGGAACUGUUUUUCUGGACACUUGUUCUUUCUUUCCCCAGACCAUAGCAAUCUGUUGCUGUAAGACUAUUUCUUCACUGACUUGGCUUAAUGGUUGAAAUUCCUUUAUAAUAAACUGUUUAAGACAUCAAAGCAUAGGUUGGUGACAGGUUGGGCUGCUGUCCCCUCAGUGUCUGGCUCAGGGGGUUUCCCUGAGAGCCCAUCUCAGGUACAGAGCUGGGUGGGAAGUGGUUGCAGCAGCACCUCCACUGCCAGAGAGCAAGGGGCAGCCAGAAAGGAGCCAGCAGGAGCUGACUCAUCACCAAACAUACCUGCCUGCCUCCUCCAGACAUGGUACAUCUGAAACAAUGUCCCCUGGCUGCUGCUUCACCCCUCAGUGCAGCCUGGCAGAGGGUGGGGUGUCCAUUGCUAGCACCGAGUGGUCACAGUAAUACACUUCACCCCCUUUUUUCCUUGGAAGGUGGGUAUAACUUGAAAUAAGAGGCAGUAUGAGACAAAAUGGUGGUGUCAUGUAUUUGGCUUUGUUUUAAGCACAUGCCAACAGCAUUUGUAGUCUUAUGAAAUACACAGUAGUUUUCUAUUUUCUCAUUGCUGUAAACUGUACAGCACUGGAAACCAGUGCUCCGAGUAGGAGGAAAAAUACAAUAGUAGCUUUUAAUCAGCUUUCAUUUUUGCCACCUACGAAACAAGACUUCUCUAAUACAGCAGUCCAGCUGUUUUAGCAUUUCUAGAAGUUUUCAUCCUCUGGCAGUGUUUAAGGGAAUAGGCUAUUCUAGUUUUCACUACCAAGAAGGCUAGUAGUUGUCGCUGUACGAGAGGCAGAAAGCAGCAGAGAGUUACCAGAGGACAAUCCUUCAGAUUGAUAAGGAGAAUAAGACAGUUUAUCAAGCUACAGGAGCAUCUCUUCUCAUGCAUCCCUCGAGCUCCAUAGCAGAAACCUGUCUGCUCCAGACCAGGUGCUCAUUUCCAGACAUAGAGCUCUUUGUGAAGGCUGGCAGUGAUGGGGAAAGUAUUGGAAAUUGCCCAUUCUCUCAGCGUCUCUUUAUGAUUCUGUGGCUAAAAGGUGUCAUAUUUAAUGUCACAACAGUGGAUUUGAAAAGAAAGCCUGCAGACCUGCAGAACCUUGCCCCAGGAACAAACCCGCCCUUCAUGACAUUUGAUGGUGAAGUGAAAACCGAUGUUAAUAAGAUUGAGGAGUUCUUGGAAGAAAAGCUAGCGCCGCCCCGGUAUCCCAAACUUGCACCAAACCACCCUGAGUCUAAUUCUGCAGGAAAUGAUGUGUUUGCAAAGUUCUCUGCAUUCAUAAAGAACCCAAGAAAAGAUGCUAAUGAAAAUUUGGAAAAAUCUUUGCUUAAAGCCCUGAGGAAGCUGGACAACUAUUUAAAUAGCCCCUUGCCUGAUGAAAUUGAUGCUUAUAGCACUGAGGAGAUCACUGUUUCCAGCCGGAAAUUCCUGGAUGGAGAUGAGCUUACUUUAGCGGAUUGCAACCUCCUACCAAAGCUCCAUAUAAUCAAGGUGGUUGCAAAAAAAUAUAGAAAUUUUGAUUUUCCACCUGAAAUGACAGGGAUUUCAAGAUAUUUGAACAAUGCAUAUGCAAGAGAUGAAUUUACAAACACUUGUCCUGCUGAUCAAGAAAUCGAGUAUGCAUAUUUGGAUGUUGCAAAGAGAAUGAAGUAAACAGAAGAUGCUUCCAUUCUUGAUUGCUUCUGAGAUUUAGAUGGGCACCAGCCAAGAUGGAAAAAACGAAAGCCAACAUACAUUCUGCAGUGUAAUUUUAAGUUCUGCUUUGGGCCAAUCCUUCUUUUAUAAUGAUUGUAUAGCAUUAUGUUCAUUCUUAAAUUAUGUAUGUAUAUGUUUGUGUGUCUGUACAGAUGUCUGCACACAUGAAUGUCUGUUGUGCAUUCCAAGUUAAAGACAUCAGUCAAUAUUAAAGCAUUUGUUGAAGUUAGGGAAAUAGUGUAGGUCACACAAUUAUAGCAAUAUUGCAACCUAGUGACAUGCUAAAUUGCUGAGUUUUGAGAAGAAAUAGCUGUGUUUCUAACACAUUUAACCUGUCAUUGUUGCUGCCUCUGAUCUGUGUUUCACAGUUGUUGCCAAACUUCACAGUUAACGGGAGGGUUUCUGUUUGCUUCUCUGCAAGCCUUGGAGGGCCACAAGCCAGGAGCUGGUGCCCAGGCAGCACUCUGGUUCACCCAGGAGAGAGGCUAGCCUGUACGUGGGAACACACUUGACAUCCCAGAAGCCCUCUCCUCUGUGUUAGAGACCUGCAGGGCAGGUCAAUGAAGAACAACUUAUUUUCACAUUGUGUGAGUCUUCUUUGGCAUUAAAAAUAAAUAAAUAAAUAAAAUUUCCUGCCUUCUCCUAUCUCAGUGCUGCAUAACCCAUCAAACUUCCCUCCCAACCUUCCCCAGAGAGAGGAAUGUGGACUGUCACUGGCCUAGGGACUAUCUGAUAAUAGAUAUUUGACAAGAGAGGAGGAAGAUACUUGGUUGUCACUGUGGACAGAAGAAAUGGAUGAACACGUAUCCCCAGCUACUGAUGUAGGAUUUCUUGGUCAUCCUUCCAUGACUCUCACUUGGUUUUGGAAAGCAAAGAGGAGGAGAGGACCUAAGAAAGAAACAGUCCAUCUAUACUUCCUUUUCCUGGUUGAGCUCCAUCAUACUGGCUUUCCCAGGGCAGCUGUUAGGACUUCAAGGGCUUUACAGCUGAUCAGACAGGUAUCUGUCAGGAACAAUGUAGAUCUACCUCCUGCAGGGGAUGGAUUAGAUGAACUCCUCCAGCCUUGCAUGGGUCUGUGUUCAAGGCAGUCAGUACUGGUGAGAAACACCCUCUAGCCUGGCAUCAGGGAGCACACUAUUAGAGAUGUACGGACU
This is a messenger RNA of Athene cunicularia (burrowing owl), 3740 nucleotides long. It is a transcript of the gene CLIC6, whose product is annotated as chloride intracellular channel 6. Gene Ontology annotation, molecular function: D2 dopamine receptor binding; D4 dopamine receptor binding; D3 dopamine receptor binding. Lineage: Eukaryota; Metazoa; Chordata; Aves; Strigiformes; Strigidae. Gene Ontology annotation, cellular component: plasma membrane. The transcript is spliced from 6 exons. The coding region runs from base 1777 to 2544 and encodes 255 amino acids. The record is from RefSeq and is a predicted model, not a curated record.